AUGAUUUCCAUUAUGUUGUUGUUUUGGGCCAGGGUGAAUGACCAGAGGUUUCUCCUUCAUCAUUUUGAAUGUUCGAACCUUCCACCGCUCCCCUUCCGGCAGGCCUUUGAGUGCGGUACAUCCUCAACCACCUUAGUCAGUGCAGCGCGCUUCUUCCAACAUUCGCGCUACAGGCUGCUACAGAACGGAUGCCUGGCGGAUGCAGCGACCGCCGCUGGGCGGGUGCUGCUGCGGUCACAGCUCUUGCACUUGCACGGCCAGUUGCAGCCACUGGUGCAAUACGAGCUUCGGACCUGGCUUGAAGAGGUGGGACCUCAUUCGGUGGUGGUGGGCCACACCAUCUCUGAGCGGCCAGACGGAGAAGCACCGGUGGACCUUUGUCAUGCUUGGGCCACCUUGGUCUUCGUGGACGCUCACGGCUUGGUGAUGGAUGUCCCGAAGGGAAGCCAGUUAAAGGAGCUCGCGAUGCCCUCGCGGGACACCCAACACGGCGCUCCAUUGGUCAGAUCUCUUGAAGACCCAAAGGAUCGUAUCGGAGAAGUCCCAGUGAAUUGCUGGUCUCACCAAAGCAUCGUGGCAGCCGUGGACCUGGAUAUGGAUGGGCGUGUUCACGAGGCAGCAUGCCUUGCACACAUGGACCGCUGGCGCUUUUGGGUGGCCAAGCACAAUGGCUACCCCGUGGAGAUGAAGGAUCGGGUUUUACAAGCUCGAGUUUCUGGCGCCUAUGUCUCCUACUUGGGCUUGGUGGGUGCUGGCGAUAGCAUCCAAGUCAGAUCCUGGUUGAGAACAUCGACACAGGAGGGCACCAUCGUAGCAGCCUUCGAAGUGCAGGGUGGGAGAGAUGAGGGAGGUCCAAAGGCUUUGGUACUUCGAGGCUGCAUGUUUCUGAGUCUCCUUCGCCAGGAUGAGCAACUGGCCAGCAAGCUUUGA
This is a messenger RNA of Durusdinium trenchii, 930 nucleotides long. The record is from the annotation of a GenBank genome assembly. NCBI's taxonomy places the organism in Eukaryota, Dinophyceae, Suessiales, Symbiodiniaceae.